Manacus vitellinus (golden-collared manakin) is the source of this 1977-nucleotide messenger RNA. It is a transcript of the gene RYK, whose product is annotated as receptor like tyrosine kinase. Gene Ontology annotation, biological process: cell surface receptor protein tyrosine kinase signaling pathway; axonogenesis; protein phosphorylation. Gene Ontology annotation, cellular component: signaling receptor complex. The transcript is spliced from 15 exons. The record is from RefSeq and is a predicted model, not a curated record. Gene Ontology annotation, molecular function: ATP binding; protein kinase activity. NCBI's taxonomy places the organism in Eukaryota, Metazoa, Chordata, Aves, Passeriformes, Pipridae. The coding region runs from base 1 to 1617 and encodes 538 amino acids.
AUGCAGAGCGGCCCGACUGCAGGUCUCGAUGCAGAGCUGUCCUACGUGAGGAAUGAUGUGAUUAAUCACUACGCCUUGUCCUUCAACCUCUUAAUUCCCAGUGAGACCAACAAUCUCCACUUCACCUGGCAUGCUAAAUCCAAGGUUGAGUAUAAACUGGGAUUUCAGGUCCAUGAUCCCGUGGCCAUGGCUCUGCCCCAGGCCAACAUUUCUCUACAGGGAGAAGUUCCUCGCACCCUCUCAGUGUUUUGUGUGGAACUCUCCUGCACUGGCAGACUCGACUCCGAUGUCACAAUAUUAAUGCAGCUCAACUUAACAAUGAAUUCCUCAAAAAACAUCACAAUUUUAAAUUUCAAAAGAAGGAAAAUGUGCUACAAAAAGCUUGAACCAGAAGUCAAAUCUCCAACAGCUGAUAAAAACAGCAGCAAGGCUCUCUUUGAUCCUGUAAACGCAGCUCCCACCACUUCCACCCGGGUGUUCUACAUCAGUGUGGGCGUGUGCUGUGCUGUGAUAUUCCUGGUGGCAAUAAUCCUGGCUGUCCUGCACCUCCACAGCAUGAAAAGGAUCGAGUUGGAUGACAGCAUCAGUGACAGCAGCAGCUCCCAAGGCCUGUCCCAGCCCUCCACACAGACGACGCAGUACCUGCGAGCUGACACCCCCAACAACGCCACGCCAGUAACCAGUUAUCCUACGUUACGGAUAGAGAAGAAUGAUCUCAAAAGUGUCACUCUCAUGGAGGCCAAAGCUAAAGUGAAGGACAUAGCCAUCUCCAGGGAGAGGAUAACCCUCAAAGACGUGCUCCAGGAAGGCACCUUUGGGCGCAUUUUCCAUGGAAUUCUAAUAGAAGAGAAAGACCCCAGUAAAGAGAAGCAAGUUUUUGUCAAAACUGUUAAAGAUCAGGCCUCGGAGGUGCAGGUGACAAUGAUGCUGACUGAGAGCUGCAAACUCCGAGGACUUCACCACAGGAAUCUGCUGCCUAUCACCCAUGUCUGUAUAGAAGAGGGAGAGAAACCAAUGGUGCUGCUGCCAUACAUGAACUGGGGGAACCUUAAACUCUUCCUGCGACAGUGCAAGUUGGUGGAGGCCAACAACCCUCAGGCCAUUUCCCAGCAGGACCUCGUCCAUAUGGCCAUCCAGAUUGCCUGUGGAAUGAGCUACUUGGCCAGACGGGAGGUCAUCCACAAAGACCUGGCUGCUAGAAACUGUGUCAUUGACGAUGCACUUCAGGUGAAGAUCACGGACAAUGCGCUGUCCCGGGACCUGUUUCCCAUGGAUUACCAUUGCCUGGGGGAUAAUGAGAACAGGCCAGUUCGGUGGAUGGCUCUGGAAAGCCUGGUGAACAAUGAAUUUUCCAGUGCUAGCGAUGUGUGGGCCUUCGGAGUGACGCUGUGGGAGCUGAUGACCCUGGGCCAGACGCCGUACGUGGACAUCGACCCCUUCGAGAUGGGCGCGUACCUCAAGGACGGCUAUCGCAUCGCGCAGCCCAUCAACUGCCCCGACGAACUGUUUGCAGUGAUGGCCUGCUGUUGGGCCCUAGAUCCCGAAGAAAGACCCAAGUUUCAGCAGCUGGUGCAAUGUCUAACUGAAUUUCAUGCAGCAUUGGGAGCCUACGUCUGAAACUGCAGCAGAAGAUGGGAUUCCCUGCUUGGGAGAAGGCAUGGCAUCCAUCUGCAGCUCCAUGCAUCCCUCGGACUCGCACACGUGAUGUGUAUAAAGCAACACCAAAGGGAGAAAGCACUUCUUCCAAAACACUGUGCCUUAGAUUGCCUUAGUAGUCUCAAGUUUUUUUUUUUGUAAGACCUCUUGGUGUUGAAUAUUUUCUAGGUAUCACUUUUGCUAAGUUAAAUCGAGACCUUUUGGUUUGCCAUCAGGAUUUGUUAAGUGUAGUGAUAGUGAACUGAAACACGAGAUUUGGAUGGACUUUGCACUCUGACAGCAGACACGUGAUUUUUUUUCGGAAAGUUUAUGGGACUGGUA